CAUUAUUUUGUAAUGGGCGUGCGCUUGUUAGGAAAUAAAUGUGGGGGUUCAGGCGAAUAGCGGAGUGCACGAGCACCCCCUACCCCCCCACCAGAGACCACAAUGCUGCUGCGGCCUGAGGCUGUGGAGCCGGCCCCACAGCACGGAUGCUGCUCCAGGAAACUCGCUCCCUUGGCAGCGUCCUGUAAGGCGAUAUUACUUUAAUCAUCUUCACAUCAAUAUUUAUGAAGUAGCCGCAGGUGCCUCAUCAUGAAUUGGAGUUAAUUGUACAUUUAUUGGCCAAAUAAACAUCUAAUGAGUCAAUCCAUGGAUUCCUUUGGGCAACCCAGAUCAGAAGAUAACCAGUCAGUAGUCAGCAGAAUGCAGAAGAAAUACUGGAAAACAAAACAGGUCUUUAUUAAAGCAACAGGAAAAAAGGAGGAUGAGCAUGUUGUAGCAUCUGAUGCUGAACUGGAUGCUAAACUUGAGGUUUUUCACUCCAUUCAAGAGACAUGCACUGAACUUCUGAAGAUAGUUGAGAAGUAUCAGCUAAGACUCAAUGUUAUAUCAGAAGAAGAAAAUGAGCUUGGGCUCUUUUUGAAGUUUCAAGCUGAACGGGAUGCAACACAAGCUGGCAAAAUGAUGGAUGCCACUGGCAAGGCACUCUGUUCUUCAGCCAAGCAAAGAUUGGCUCUAUGUACUCCUCUGUCUCGUCUAAAGCAAGAAGUAGCAACAUUCAGUCAAAGGGCAGUAUCUGAUACCUUGAUGACAAUUAAUCGAAUGGAGCAGGCACGCACAGAAUACAGAGGCGCUCUGCUGUGGAUGAAAGAUGUAUCCCAAGAACUGGACCCAGAGACCUUAAAACAAAUGGAAAAGUUCAGAAAAGUACAGAUCCAAGUGAGAAAUAGCAAAGCUUCUUUUGACAAGUUAAAGAUGGAUGUUUGUCAGAAAGUGGAUUUACUUGGAGCUAGUCGCUGCAAUAUGUUAUCUCAUACACUCACUACCUACCAGAGAAUACUCCUUGGAUUCUGGGAGAAAACAGCUCAAAUAAUGUCCCAAAUCGAUGGGACCAGUAUUGGCUUUCAUCCUUAUGGCUUUAUAGCUCUCAAGCAACAAGAAGACUCUCCAAGCAAGCUUACUGAAAACAACAAGGAAGAAAACGGUUUUCUUACUGAAAACCUCAAUAAGUUAGUUUUAUCAGGUGAUGAAAUAAGCUUGGGAAGUGAACCAGCAAUCAAAGAUCAUAAGGAAAAGCAUUUUCAAAUAAGGGAUACUGAAGCACCUCAGUUCUCUAACUCUGAAAAUGUUGCAAAACAUCUACCUGUAGACUCAUUGGAAGAAGAUUUUGAGAGAGAAUUCUCAUUUUUGAACAACCUCCUAAGUCCUGGAUCUUCAAAUACUAAUGAAUUUACUCAAGAAUGCCAAACUGCCUUUGGAAGCCCCAAGGCCUCUUUCACUUCCCAGGAACCUUCUAUGGGAUCUGAACCUCAUUCUUCUGGAUUUCUUCCUUCACAACUCUUUGACCUUGGCCUUCAUGCUGCUGGAGCUUUCAACAGCUGGGCCUCCCAAAGGGGAUUAGAACUUCCUCUUUCACACACUGACAACCAGCUAGUGCCUUCACAAAGUCCAAAGAAAUUAACAAGAUCUCCCAAAAAUGGUAACCAAGACAUGUCAGCCUGGUUCAAUCUAUUUGCAGACUUGGAUCCACUUUCAAACCCAGAUGCUAUUGGACACUCAGAUGAUGAACUUCUUAAUGCUUGACUGAAAAUAUAAUGUCACUUCAAUGGCCUUGAGACAUCACUUUUGCAACAUAUGCCUUUGUGGAAAGGACUUUAUAUUUUAACCCAUACACAAAGCAUCAUGUUUGCAAAUAUAACACUUGGCAACCAACUUUAGGCAGAUGGUAAGAACCACGAGUAGAUUAAGUAUCUCUUUAUUAUCUUGGAUAUGCAGCUAUUGAUAAUAUGUGGAAAAUAUUAGAAACUAUUGAAUAUGAAAUAGAUACCAAAAUUUAUUUCAAAAUAAUAGCUAGAAGUAAUUCUGUCAAUAAGGAAUUGGACUUAUUUAUUUGGAAAGUCUUUUAUGUAUAAAUUGCCUUGCUGGCUGAUAAUUUUCUAUUUGGAUAAAAGACACAUAUAAAUUGGGUUGUGACUGGGGUUGGCUUUUUAAAUAAAACAUUGACUGAGGGAAUUUUCUGUUCUGGAAAAUAGCACUAGAACCAGACAACUUUUGUUUUUUCAUUAGAAAGGUAGAAUAAGAUUUGACAACUCAAUUUGCUUUAAUGAAAUCAAAGAGAAACUUGGUGCUUGUUUUCUCCACGUGGAGGCUAAAAUGUGAUACUACUUAGGCUUUUUCCUUAAAACAAAAUCACUGACAUUCCUCAAUUCCAUUAUUGAAUUUUCAUGGAGAAGUAUCAGGGUGAUUGAUUUAUUAAAGUCCAUCUCUGUAAAAAUGGAAAAUUCUCAUCCCAGCUUAUAAACAGUAAGAAUGUCCUAAAAUAUUCAAGACAUUGUGCAGGGAUCCUCAGGCCCAAUUUUUUACAUUGCUGCAGUAAUGUGCAGUAUUCAUAUUCUUCCUAAAAACAAGGGAGGACACUCCCUAAGCAACUGGCAAUAGUAUUCCAGAAAUCACCCAAAAACUUCGACCUGAAUGUGGGAAAAACAAUUCUGAACACCUUAUCCUUAUACAUACAAGCAUACUUACCCCAUAUUCUUGAUGUGAUUUAAUCCAGAAUAUCUUCUGGCAGAGUUACAGACAGCUCCACACGGUUAAGGGAGGGAGGGUCUCAUUUUCUCCCUUUUCCUUUUCUGUGACUGACAUCUGUGGCUCUAUAUUACUCUAAGGAUAAACUGUUACUCUUAGAGGGGUUACAGUUUAAGUACUGGAGGAAGGCAAUUUAAUGGCAGUUAGUGCAAGCUCACAAAAACAUAGCCACUAUAUAUACAUGUCACGCAAUUUUCCUACACUCUCUCCUUGCACAUCUUUAGUUGGGAGGCAGUUCUCCAGGUGGCUUUUGUCAUCCAGUCCACAGCAUCUCUGUAAGAAAACAUUUUAAUUAAGUUGCUUACAGUAGUUUUCAUGCACUGCUAGUUCUAAAUAAGCUUAUUAUUAGUGACUUGCUUAUAAUAUCCAAAUCAUUGUAUAUAAAAAAAUGUUUUGUAGCAUUGGAGCAGAGCAGAUAAAAUGCAAUUAAGAGGGCAUAACUCUCUGAGCUUCCCACAACCUCUCCAGAAAAAUCACUAUGGCCAAGUACUACAUAGGCUGGAAAGACCUUAUCUGAGGGUCAGAAACAUGGAAAAAGGAAAAGGUUAUGAAGUCUUAAAUUUUUUCACAUGAUUACUCCUAUUUUCUUGUUUGUUUUUAAUGAGCUGUUAUUUAUCCCUCAGUAUUUUUUUUAACAUUUCCUUUUUAUUUAGUGUAACUUCCCAGAAUGCAGUACUGCCAUUCUGCCAAGAUUCAGUCACCGAAGAUUAAGAUGAAUACAAUCUAAAUCAUCUAUCUAUGGUGAUGCUCUUAAUUUUGAGUAUUUAAAAAAAAAAAACCUAACUUUGCGUUGAGUUUGUGCCACUUUUCUUCACUAAUUUUCUGUCACUAAUGCAGUUCCUGUUUUCUGGUAUAAACAGACACACCUCAAAGCAGAGGAAAACCACUGGCCUCUGCCAGCCUGAAUCUCAAGACUACGAAUGUGAAGGGAUAUGCCCUCAAUUUUCCAAGAGCAGAGGUUUUCAAAAAAAUAGAAACAGCUAGGAAUUUUUAUUAUUCAGUUCCAAAGUUUCUUUUUCCUUUCAACACACAAUAGGUGUUGCCCAUUAAACCUGAAAGCAAGAUUAUCUGCACUUAGCAAGCCCAGUUAUAACUUCAGUAAGACUAACAUAUUUUUGAAGAGUACCUUAAAAACUUUAUUAAAAGGAAGGUAACUACUCGUAUUUUUUUAGUAAUUUUAGAGGCCAAAAAUAAAAAUCUAGCUACAUUACAACAAGAUUACUAUAUAGGAAACCAACCAGAUAUUCAGAAGGGAGUAAAAUAAAGAAUAAACACAGAACAGAAAGGGGAUCAGUCGCUAUUUGUCUAACUCUAGAUCAACCAUUCAGUAAAAGAUAAGUUAACUAGCCUUUACCAAAGGUAAAUGGAUGCCUUUUUUACAUUAAAUGGGGGGAAAUACUGAUCUAUUUGGAAUGAGAUAAUUCAUUUAACCUUACAAAGUCCCAAAGGAACUAAAAUUUGCUAAUAUUUCUAUAAUCACUUUACAAGAAAGCAGCAGGAACACUAGGGCAUAUUAAGAUCAGACUAGCAUAACUUUGUAUUUUUUGAAAUCCUUCCUUAAUUGUAAAAUAUAGCUCUGAUAUGACUAGAAACUGUAUUAAAAAAAGAGGUUUCAGUAUUUGCAAAAUGAGUGUUUGUAUUUCAACUCGAUAUUUCACAUAAGUAUCUUAAGAUUAAGUCUUAUAAGAACAAAGGAGUUUGAAAGUGCUCUAUUUUUCUGAGCCUCUUUUAAUAAAGAUUACUAAAUGGCAUCAAACCAAAAAAGUGUAUUUCCUAAAGUAUUCAAUACAGAUCUAAUC
This is a messenger RNA of Talpa occidentalis (Iberian mole), 4541 nucleotides long. It is a transcript of the gene ICA1L, whose product is annotated as islet cell autoantigen 1 like. Gene Ontology annotation, biological process: regulation of transport. Bases 295 to 1740 code for a protein of 481 amino acids. Gene Ontology annotation, molecular function: protein domain specific binding. The record is from RefSeq and is a predicted model, not a curated record. The transcript is spliced from 14 exons. NCBI's taxonomy places the organism in Eukaryota, Metazoa, Chordata, Mammalia, Eulipotyphla, Talpidae. Gene Ontology annotation, cellular component: Golgi apparatus.